Theobroma umbraticum is the source of this 1131-nucleotide messenger RNA. RefSeq names its product mitochondrial outer membrane protein porin 5-like. The record is from RefSeq and is a predicted model, not a curated record. Lineage: Eukaryota; Viridiplantae; Streptophyta; Magnoliopsida; Malvales; Malvaceae. Gene Ontology annotation, molecular function: voltage-gated monoatomic anion channel activity. Gene Ontology annotation, cellular component: mitochondrial outer membrane. Gene Ontology annotation, biological process: monoatomic anion transmembrane transport.
AUAAAGAAUGGUAGUGCAGAAGGGUUUUCUCUUCUGCAAGCUGACAGAAUGGGGAAAGCUCGUUUUGGGUUAUCUGUUACUCUAUUCCUGGGGAAAUUCGGGAGUUUUCAAGCGGUCGGCAAAUCAACAACUUAGGAUCAAGUCUUAGUUUUCACUCUAUUUCUAGAUAUUUGUAUAUCCUUUACGAGACUUGUGUAAACAUGGGCAAGAGCCACCAGAGAAAAAAGAAGAGAAAGAACACCAGUAAAAGACAAAAGCAAGAACCAGGACCAAGACCUUUCUCUGACUUUGGGAAGGUUGCCAAUGGUUUGCUUACAAAGGGCUACAGCCAGGAUCAGAGACUUAGCAUUUCGACCCGGAGUUGUAAUGGAGUGAUUUUAAGUUCAACUGCUGCGAAACACGGUAGACGUUCAAGUCCAACUACACAAAUUGCAGCAAGCUAUAAAUAUGGAAACGCUUCAAUUGAUGUAAACAUUGAUGCAAAACCAAGUUUUUCGACAACACUCACUCUUGGUGGAAAGGUUUUACCAUCCACAUAUACCAAAGCUUCAUUAAAAUUUCCUGAUUACAACUUUAGCAAGCUCAAUCUCAAAUUCCAGCAUUUCUUCAGAAAUGCUGCUUUAUACAUCUCUGUUGGCCUGAACCAAUCCCCUGUAGUAAUGCUUUCAGCAAGUAUUGGCACUGCAAGCAUUGCAUUUGGCAUGGAAGCAAAGUACAAGCAUGCUUCUCACAGUUUUACCCAGUGUGAUGCAGGCAUUUCAGUUACUCAGCCAAGUUGUGAUGCUUCAAUAAUUCUGGCUGAAAGAGGUGACCUUCUAAGGCUGGCGUAUGUGCAUCAUUUUGGCCACUCAAGGAAAAUUUCUGCAGUGGCAGAGGUCACUAGGAGGCUGUCCAAAAACAAAAACACCUUUGCAGUUGGAGGAUCAUGCAUUGUGGAUCAUCUAACAGCAGUAAAGGCAAAACUUAACAAUCAGGGAAAGCUGCAAGCCCUACUGCACCAUAUGAUCAGUCCCAACUCAUGGUUAACUCUUUCUGGUGAAUUUGACACCAAAGCUCUUGACAAGAGACCCAGAAUAGGAUUGGCACUUGCUCUCAGGCUUUAAUUGCUCUCUCAACAGCAACAGUAUGAUG